GUCGGCGGCGCACGUCGCUCCGCAUGCUAUCCGACAACUCUACGUAGAGACGAUCGCGCCGAUACUUUUCUCCCGGCUAAUAAAUCACGCGAGCCGAACAAAGUAAACCCUCACGAACAGAUUAUAACUCGAUACGAGAUAACGAGCUUGCGGUACAGCCGCCGUGAUUAAUCACUGAAAGUCGACUAGAACGAUACCAACGGAAGCGUAAUCUCGGCUAGACUCGAUUUAGGUGCGUAACGUAAACAGAUAAACAUUGUUGAAGUUCUCGGGAAUUGUUUGUUGAUUUAACGCACACAAUAGUUGGUUUGAUUUAGUAGUCGUGGAACGGUGAUGUCGCUCGCCGGUUCCGAGUACCGGGCUCGUGUAUUAGGUGAAUGUGCGUAAGUCAGACCGGCACUGGGCAGGAUGGGUGGCGGGCAGUGGAUCGGGGGAGUGUUGCUGGCCAUGGCAUGCUCGGUGGCGGCGGACUCGUGGACUGCUUUCCAGGAGCAGCCGUGUUGUCGCCCGGUAUCGCAUCACCGAAUCCGGCAUCAUAGAGAUCACAUACGCGAGUUUUCAUGCGGCAAUCUGUUUUACCGCACAUUAUAUAUGAAUGAAGAGAGAAAUACGCUUUAUGUUGGUGCUAUGGAUCGAAUAUUCAAACUGAACAUGACGGACAUUAGUCAGUCGCAUUGCGAGCGAGAUGCAUUGGUCCUGGAGGCGAGUAAUGUAGCGCGAUGCGUAAGCAAGGGCAAAUCGGAGCCGUUCGAGUGCAGGAACCACAUCCGAGUGCUGCAGCCGCUUGGCGACGGUGACAGACUCUACGUGUGCGGCACCAAUGCGCACAGUCCCAAAGACUGGGUCGUAUAUUUAAACUUAACUCAUCUUCCCCGGCACGAGUACGUGCCAGGAGUGGGUCUAGGGGUUGCGAAAUGCCCUUACGACCCUGCGGACAACAGCACCGCGGUGUGGGUCACGAGAGGUAACCCUGGCGGGCUGCCAGCGCUCUACGCGGGGACCAACGCGGAGUUCACUAAGGCGGAUCCAGUCAUUUUCCGCAAUGAUCUCUUCGACUUCCGGACAGGACAAAAGCGGUUUAAUUUCAAGAGGACAUUGAAAUAUGAUUCUAAAUGGUUGGAUAAAACAAAUUUCGUUGGAUCUUUCGACGUGGGGGAGUACGUUCUGUUAUUUUUCCGAGAAACGGCAGUGGAAUUCAUGAACUGUGGAAAGGCGGUGUAUUCUCGAGUGGCGCGGGUUUGCAAACAAGAUACGGGGGGCAAGCACAUACUUAGCCAGAACUGGGCCACUUAUUUAAAAGCUAGACUCAACUGCAGCAUACCCGGAGAGUUCCCUUUCUAUUUUGAUGAAAUACAGAGUGUCUAUCAAAUGCCAGGAGAUACCAGUCGUUUCUAUGCGGCGUUCACAACGGGAGCGAGUGAUGGUCUGGUCGGUUCAGCCAUUUGUACAUAUACUAUGGAAGAUAUACAAAACGCAUUUGCUGGACGAUUUAAGGAGCAGGCAACGUCAAGCUCGGCGUGGUUACCAGUGCUGAGGGCCAGAGUGCCGGAACCCCGCCCCGGCACCUGUGUCAACAAUACUGAGGCACUGCCUGACAAUGUACUUAAUUUUAUUAGGUCUCACCCUUUAAUGGACUCAGCGGUAAGACAAGAAGGCGACGCGCCAGCCUUCUACAAAAGGGACCUAGUGCUGACCACGCUGGUCGUAGACAAACAGUUCGUAGAUAUGCUGGGAGAUGACAUCACUUACACCGUUUUUUAUGCCGGCACUAGUAGCGGCGAGGUGUACAAGAUAGUGCAGUGGGCCGGGGGUGGGUCCCGAGUAUCGGACGUGUGGCGUGCGGCGGGCACAGAGGCGGUGCGCGCCCUCGCGCUCUCGCGACGCACACACGCACUCUACCUCGCCACAGACAACCGCCUUCGACAACUGCCGCUACGCGCGUGCACGCAUCGAUACGACAGUUGUGUACGCUGCGUCUUAGAUCCUUACUGUGGGUGGGACAAAGAGGCGGGAAUUUGUCGUCCGUACACACCAGGCCUUCUCCACGACGCUACCAACUCUACGCCAUCGAUUUGCGAAGCUAGCGCCCCCCUGCGGACUGUGCGGGCUGGGUAUGGACAGAGCGUGCAUAUGGCAGCUUUCGGGAAGACACCCGAAGCAUUAAAAGACCAGAUCGUCGUUUGGUAUCAUCAUUCCAGAGAAAAGGGACGUUACAAAAUUAACUAUAAUUGGGAACGUAUACUGCAAACCUCUGAACGGGGUCUGGUGUUAUUAUCAGUGACGGAGUCAGAUCGAGGUCGCUACGAGUGUUACUUCGGUCCCACGCUCAUCGCCUCUUACAAUCUCGACAUUGACACCCAAAGAUGUAGCCAACCGAGUAGGUCACAGGAGUACAAACAAGUGUAUUCAGACUGGUGUCAUGAGUUUGAGAAGUACAAGAGUGCAAUGAAAGCCUGGGAGUCCCGACAAAUGCAAUGUUCCAAAAGUUUGAAUUCCUCGAGCCAGCAGAACAAUAUGGAUAACGAGAUUGUCGCGUCGUUGCGGUGAUAGCGUUCACUGAAUCAAUCUCUAACUUUACACCGAGCCUCGCUCACACGUAAACUAUACGAUAUUUUAUUUAUUACUCCUCUCACUUAUUACUAAGAGUGGUUUAAUAUGGAUACUUUGCUAAAUUUUAUGUAAAGCACUUCCUGCGUGUGUAUGUGCAGCUGAUAUUUACUUUAGUAUGCAGAUAACUAAACAGUACGAGUAUAAGUACUAUAAAACAUCAUCGUAACUGAUAAUUUGUCAUAGUAUUUGUUAUCAACAUUAGUCUAUGUCACGAGUUAAUUCUUUAAAAAUCUUCAAGAAAUAGAUAUCUUAUGCCUAUUGAAAUAGAGUAUAUUAUUAUCAAUCAAUUACUAAAAUUGUUUCAAGUUGAAAUGUUCAAUUGAGAUUACAUAAAGCAUUCAAAAUAAUUCAAUUUGUAAGCUCGAUUCAAUAUUGAAGAAUAAAUAGCAUUUUGAAAAGGAAAUACGAUCCGGUAAAAGAUAACUUCAUAGAUUUGUCUGUGGUUCCGGUUACUGAGACGUUUGAUUGAUGACUGCCUUUAUUUAACUGGGGGUUGCGAUUGUUAUGUUUGGGAAUUGGGAAUUUUCUUAUGUAAUUUUGCUAAGUAAUGUUGUUAAUAUCGAAUAGUUUACGUUACUCAGCAAUAAAGUUACAUUUGUAUGAAUCGUUAAAAAAACGACUGAGUACUGGUUUGUAAAUGUCAAUACGAUUUUUUUUCAUUAUAUAGAGUGUCGAUAAAUUAAUGUUGGUAUUUGAUGUACGUAUAAUAUUGUGUUGGAAGUUAAUUGUAAAUAUUACAAUAAGUAGGGUCGAUGAUAAUUCAUGAAUACAAAAUGCUGUGAUAUCAGUUCAAGUUUGACAAUUUGGUUAGAAAAUUCCACAAAUGCCUAUGGAUUUGAGUUGUCUAUCCUAUUAAGAGUUACGUAUCCUUAUAGAGCGACAUUGUACUAUAGUAUUGACGCUGGAGUUGGCACAUCGAGCAGAUGAACACUUUUAUUUACGACGUGCCAAUUCAAUUGUUGAUUGCUAUACAUUUGAAAGAGAAAGUUAGAGUAUAUAACACAGACAAUACAUUGAUUACAAAUGUACAUAAGAUAUAUAUAAACUUUUAUGUUCUAAUCUUUUUCGUAUAUAACAAAUAUGAUUUCAUAUAAAUACAUACAUACGUUUUGGAAAUGAUAAUACAAUGUACGGUAUUAAUAAUUAAGGCUCUUUAUAAAAGACCAAUAGGUACCUAUUUAUGCAUUUAUGAUAAGAAAUAAUUUAACUAUAAAUCGUGCACAUCCCCAAUUUAAUAAUACUAAUAUAAAGAGCAAUAUAAGCGCCAAUUUAAUAUAAUAAUAACCGCACUAUAAAAAGUUAUUUUUUAAUAAUAGAAAUGAAAUUGCUUUGUUUUACGAUCGCAUUUAUUUAGUGUAGUUACGGUUAAAAGAACUUUAGUGUUGCGUGUAUUAAGUUUGUUCAACUUAUUGUGGAGUUCGUAUAAAAUGGCUUAAGUUUCAAAAACUUGAUGUUAUUUAAUAUUUGUUUUAUUUCAUAAUGAAGAUGUGUUGUAAUUUGAGGCCCAUUUUCGGAGUUUGAAACCGAAUUUAAUAGAUGUUGUUCGCGUUGUUUUUAUUUAAGUUGAAUUUUUGUAGGUAAUCUCGCUAGAAUAGUGCCUUGUGGAGUAUGCUUAAUAUUAAUAUAGAAUCAUAAUGAAAACUUUUAUUAUUUUUGUGAAUAGAAAUUAAUAAAUUAAUUAUUGUCAUUGGCAAUUGAAAGCAAUAACCUCCUUUAAGAAUGCCAGUAUUAAUAUUGUAAUUCAAAAAUAUUAUUGUAUUAUAAAUAAAAAUAUAGUUCGCUUCGAUUUCCCAUUGUAUUAUUAAGAUAGAUAUAGACUGAGAUAAGGAAUUGGCUUUUGAUUUGUUGCCAUCGCUCUGUUAUUCAAUACUUUUUUAACGCAAUAGUUUCGUGACAAUUUAUUUUAUUUAUUAUAAUAUUAAAAUAAAGUAAAAUUGCAACUGUAUAGAUAUAUAAAAACGAUGAAUUUGUGUAGAGAGAUUGCUAUUUAAUGUAGGUAUGUUUAUUGUAAAAAUAAUCUUAAGUUAGAUAGUAAGCAAUUGUUUUA
This is a messenger RNA of Papilio xuthus (Asian swallowtail), 4657 nucleotides long. Its product is annotated as semaphorin-2A. The record is from RefSeq and is a predicted model, not a curated record. Lineage: Eukaryota; Metazoa; Arthropoda; Insecta; Lepidoptera; Papilionidae. Gene Ontology annotation, molecular function: semaphorin receptor binding; chemorepellent activity. Gene Ontology annotation, cellular component: plasma membrane. The transcript has 14 exons. The coding region runs from base 409 to 2547 and encodes 712 amino acids. Gene Ontology annotation, biological process: neural crest cell migration; axon guidance; negative chemotaxis.